UUCCGAGGUUGGUUGGACCAGAGAGAUAUGCACAUCGUUCUCGCUUCUUAGAUAGAGUUGUUUCUUCUCGGAUCCUGGAAGCAGCGAAAUUACUGCCAUGUCUGCUCGGUCUUUAUCAGAGUCCCCUCCAUCUGUAUGCUUUGGUAUUAUAUGAUUGCCCCCUCACCUCCAAAGUCUUCUGCUUUUCUUCUCAGGUACACAUUCAAUCCAACCCUUGAAUCAAAUUCGAUUCAGGGUUUUUUAGGUUGACCUCUACCUUCUUCCUCCCUCUGGUCUGUAUUCUCUUUGUGGGUUUCAGCUGUAGUUCGUAAAUAUUGAACCUUUUCUUCUUUGGGUCCUAGAUCUAGGGUUUUUUUGUAUGCACCGUUGAGACGAGAGAUUUGUGGGUUAAGAGAGAGAUUUCUGGGGAGUUCUGUGAGUUAAGGGUCAGAUGCAGAAUGAGGGCUCCCAUGGAAGCUCAGGCCCUGCUGCUAAAUUUCCGGCUCCUGAUCAGGACAACGCUCCUGCCAAGGUGAGAGACUCGAUACGCGAGUCGGCAAGUGAAGUGAAUAAUUCCACACCCGCCCUGACAAUCGUGGUCUGCAAUGGAGAUUCGAGUCUGAGGCUCGAACAGAUGGGAGCUGCUCAAAUAACCCUCCAAUCUGGGAAAGAAGAUUCCCCCAAGAAGGGUUAUUUGUCCAGAAAUUCCAGUUCUCAUGAACAAUGCAGGGUUUGCCAGCAGGAGAAAGAAGAGGCAUUAAUCGAGCUGGGAUGCCAGUGUCGUGGAGGGCUUGCCAAAGCGCAUAGGUCGUGCAUAGAUGCUUGGUUUCGGACAAAAGGCUCGAAUCAAUGCGAGAUUUGCCAAGUGGUGGCUGCCAAUGUAUCACCUCCCGAGACUCAGCCAACUACAAAUUACUGGGUUUGGAGGAUUGAUCCCAGCUAUAGACAGGAACAGCGAGAAAGAGGAUGUUUCAGUCCGCUAUGGGUAGCGUUCUCGAUUCUGAUAGGCGGUCUAAUGUUAGACGUGCUGAUAUCGAUCACGCUUGGUGUAUCUGCACUCCCGGUUAACAUAAUUAUCGGAGUGAUAGUGGUGCUGGGGCUGGGGACAGCACUGAGGCUGACGUUGGAGUUCUGCUACGAGUGGAGCUUGAGAAGGGCGGUUCACAGGGCGGUCCAGCGGGCGGAAGCUAGCUUUAACAAUAUCACUUAUCCUCCUGCCUUGUAGGAACCAACUGUUCUGUUAUGUACAUAGUUAGACGCAGGUGUUGCAACCGCUGUUGUUUGGAACAUGAGUGACUGCAUUCUACACUUGUUUGUUUGAGAAUUGAGACCUAAACUGGGACUGUCAGCCCAUCUUCUCUUGAAUGUUGGCAGGCAGGUUCUGAUAAGUGCAGUUCCUCUGUGUGUUCUGAUGGUGAUGA
Messenger RNA from Tarenaya hassleriana, 1400 nucleotides. RefSeq names its product E3 ubiquitin-protein ligase MARCH3. Bases 431 to 1204 code for a protein of 257 amino acids. Lineage: Eukaryota; Viridiplantae; Streptophyta; Magnoliopsida; Brassicales; Cleomaceae. The record is from RefSeq and is a predicted model, not a curated record. The transcript is spliced from 7 exons. Gene Ontology annotation, molecular function: zinc ion binding.